CGAUCCACUUGAACUCGCUGCAACUUUGAGUGCAGCGAGGCCGCUAAAACGAGCCGGGCUUGACCAUAUUUGGAGUGCCGAACCAUAAGAAGCCCUUCAUGAGUGGCUGCAGCUCUGGUGGGUACCGAAUUGUAGUACAUGAUGAUCUUUUCAGGGGCUUCCAUUUUUGCUCUUGAGCUGGAGGGAAAGAAGACAGAACCCCGCCCAUCAUCAAGGUGGAGUUGAAAUAUUUGUGCCCCUCCUUUAUUAGUUCUCACUACUACAUCCCAUCUACGUUCAACGUCCAAUUUACUUAUUCACCCCCUCUCCAGCAUCCCGCAUUCUCCCCACUCCGUAACAGCCCACUGACACGAUGCCGCCGUUUCGUGCUGAGCAUAUGGGCUCGCUCCUGCGGCCGCAGCGGCUGCUGGACGUGCGCGAGGCCAUGCGCCAAAAGAACCUCACCCCUGAAGAGGCAGGACUGUCGGCAGUAGAGGAAGAGGCAGUUGGGCACGUGGUCAAGCUGCAGCAGGAGCUCGGGUUCAAGGCGGUCACCAGCGGCGAGUACAACCGCACGCGCUUCUGGGGUCUCAUGUGGGAUGAGUUCGAGGGCACGAUCCGCCUGCAGGACGCCGACGAGUCACUCUUUCGGCUCUAUCACCCCGACGUUGUGAGCUUGAUCGAGAAGGAGAGGAAGGUCAUGCCUGGCGAUUCUGUUAUUGCCGGUUCCAAGCUGCGGCAUAACCCCGAGGCUUCCGUGUCGAAUCUUCAUGAGCUUAAGCUGGUGCAGAAGUUCGUGCCGAAGGAGGACUGGGGUCAGAUCAAGCUUACCAUGAUCACGCCGGCUUGGUUUCAUAUGAGAUACAAGCAGGGCCGGGCCUACACCAAGGAGGCGUAUGCGAACGAUGCCGAGUACUUCGCAGACGUCGCCAAGGUUUAUCAACAGGAGCUUGACCAGCUGUACAAGCACGGGCUGCGUAACGUUCAGUUUGAUGAUCCUGGUCUGGCAUAUUUCUGCUCCGACAAGUUCCGCCAAGGCUGGUCCUCGGACCCGGACAACAUCGGCACGGUCGACGACCUGCUCGACGCCUACAUCAAGCUGUACAACGACAGCAUCAGCAAGCUCCCCGCCGAUUUCCACACGGGCGUGCAUCUUUGCCGCGGCAACUUCAUUGGCGGGCGUCAUUUCGCCGAGGGCGCCUACGACAUCAUCGCGCAGAAGCUCUUCACCGAUCUCAACGUCAACACCUUCUACCUCGAGUACGACACGGAGCGGGCGGGCGGGUUCGAGCCGCUCCGGUUCCUGCCCAAGAACAAGAACGUCGUCAUCGGGGCUAUUAGCACUAAAGUCCGCGAGCUGGAGGACAAGGAGGAGGUCAAGCAGCGGAUAUACAAGGCCGCUGAUUUUGUGGCUGAGGGUAGUGGACAGACGAGAGAGGAGGCGCUCAAGCGGAUUUCGAUCAGCCCGCAGUGUGGAUUUAGCACUCAUGAGAGUGGGUACCCGCUGAGUGAGGAGGACGAGAAGAAGAAGUUGGCACUUGUUAGGCAGAUUGCUGACGAGAUUUGGGGGGAGCCUUGAGGCGCUGGCUUAAGGAAUUGGAUCCAUGUCGAUGGCGGCGCUGGAAAACAGAAGGAUGUGCAACAUGUGUGUGGUUCAUUCUGAUUUUGGGAAAAUCGGCGUUAGGGAACAAGGAGAGGACGGGGAGGUGUUUGAUGCAUCUUCAACAUCGCAAGGGACAUAGCAUAAGGCACAUACUGCAGUAGUGGUGCCGGCGUGAAUGGAUAUCAACUUCCAGGGGAAUGUGAAACAGCACAAAGAUCAGAAGUACCGUGACAUUUAUGUAAACGAAGCUGUUUGAAAAACCGUGUUCCGAGCAGUAAACGCAAUGCAGAA
Canariomyces notabilis is the source of this 1873-nucleotide messenger RNA. RefSeq names its product UROD/MetE-like protein. Gene Ontology annotation, molecular function: 5-methyltetrahydropteroyltriglutamate-homocysteine S-methyltransferase activity; zinc ion binding. The record is from RefSeq and is a predicted model, not a curated record. NCBI's taxonomy places the organism in Eukaryota, Fungi, Ascomycota, Sordariomycetes, Sordariales, Chaetomiaceae. Bases 353 to 1558 code for a protein of 401 amino acids. The transcript has 3 exons.